Messenger RNA from Centropristis striata (black sea bass), 1801 nucleotides. Its product is annotated as pro-opiomelanocortin-like. Gene Ontology annotation, biological process: neuropeptide signaling pathway. The coding region runs from base 53 to 754 and encodes 233 amino acids. Gene Ontology annotation, cellular component: extracellular region. The transcript is spliced from 3 exons. The record is from RefSeq and is a predicted model, not a curated record. Lineage: Eukaryota; Metazoa; Chordata; Actinopteri; Perciformes; Serranidae. Gene Ontology annotation, molecular function: neuropeptide hormone activity.
UUCUGUCCAACGGCCGACAAGACCGACAAGAAAACAGCAGAGGACAGGGGAAAUGUGUCCUACGUGGCUAUUGGUGGCUGUGGCGGUGGUGGGCGUGGCCAGAGGAGCCGUCAGUCAGUGCUGGGAACACCCGAGCUGUCAGGAGGUCAACUCUGAGAGCAGCAUGAUGGAGUGCAUCCAGCUCUGUCGCUCCGACCUCACCGCGGAGACACCUGUAAUCCCAGGCGACGCCCACCUCCAGCCUCCUCCUCCAUCAGACCCAGAAUCUCUGCCUCCUCUCUCUCUUCUAUCCUCCUCCUCCUCCUCCUCUCCUCAGGCCAAGCGCUCCUACUCUAUGGAGCAUUUCCGCUGGGGGAAACCCGUCGGGCGGAAACGCCGCCCCGUCAAAGUCUACACCUCAAACGGCGUGGAGGAAGAGUCGGCCGAGCUUUUCCCCGGAGAGAUGAGGAGACGGGAGCUCGCCGGCAAGAUGAUGGCAGCGGCGGCGGCGGCGGGGGACGAGGAGAAGGAGCAGGAGGUGGUGGAAGAGGAGCAGCAGCAGCAGGAGGAGGAGGAGCUCCCCGGUGACGUCCAUGAGAAGAAAGACGGCACGUACAAGAUGAAGCACUUCCGCUGGGGCGGGCCGCCGGCCAGCAAACGCUACGGCGGCUUCAUGAAGAGCUGGGACGAGCGCAGCCAGAGGCCGCUGCUCACGCUCUUCAAGAACGUCAUCAACAAAGACGGACAGCAGGGAGAGAGAGAGCAGGAGCAGUGAGGGAGGGAGGAGAAGGAGGAGGUAGAUAGAUGGAUGGAUAGAAGAGGAGCGGGACAGACAAGUGGCCAACAAGUUCUCCAAACAAAAUAAGAAAUACGUCGAUUUUAAUCGACCAAAAAAAACGAGCAUUUCUCCGACUCCUUCAUUGGCAGACAACCCUGUCUCCUAGAAACUACAUUUAUAUAUUCUUCUUAUUGUCUUUGCAUUAACAUGCUGGUGAGAAGCUAAAUCCCCACAGUGUUUUACUCAUUAUUGAUUAAUCUGACAAUUACAUGGCUGUAAAAUGUCAAGUUUACAAUAAAGAAAGCAGCAAAAUCUCCACAAUUGAGACUCUAAAGCUAGAAAUUCUUUGGCAAUUUUUUUGCUUUACUGAAACAAGGAAUCACUGAUUGAUUAAACCAGCAGAGUGGAUGAAGAUACCAGUGAGUCUGUGUGUGAUUAGGUUGAGGGAAAAGAUCACAGUUUGAGUUAAAUGAUUCACACUUUUAUCUGGAGAAUAAUUCAUAUGUUUUUUUCUGUGGAUUUCUCACUGAUUAUAUCUGGACGAGGCUCAUGUACUUCUUUGCACCAAUCAGGAUUCAGCAUUCAAUUUGUUUUUCAGUGUGAAACUGGAAUAAAUUGCUUAUUUAGUCCUCAUUAUAUGGUAUAAUGUUGGGGACAUUUUUUUUUUUAGAUUUGGGCUUCAAACCUCGCAGCUUCAUUGGGCCUUUACAACACAUUUGCUGUUGUAGAUAAAUAACGUAGUGUAUAAAAGUAGAUUCUAAGAGAAACGGUCAAAGCAACUAUGUUUUUUUCUACUCUGGCACCUCACUGGUUCAGGCAACUAAAGACACGGGGGGAAAGAAAAUUGUUGUUAUGUUUAAAUCUUGACUGUCAGAAGGGAAAAUAAUUGUUAAUACUUUAGCCAAAAUCCUUUUUUUUUUUUCAAAAGUUAACAGCUUCACCCAAAGAGAUCGGUCCUGAAAUGAGAGAGAAAAAGAGAGAAGAUGAUGUUUUAUAUAUUGAUGCAUGUAAAUGACUGUAAAUGACCUGAAAAAAAUAAAGUUA